GGGGGGGGUUUCGCUGCUGCGCGCGCACGCGGAGCACAAAGGAGACGCCGAGAGGAGGAGGAGGAGCAGGAGCGCCGCGCUUUGUGCGCCGGAGACCUCUUGAGGGGAAGCCGCCACAGGCAAGACACGCGCGCGCGCAUUCACACGGACACCCGUACCCGGCUUGGGCCGCGCUGCGCCUACCUUCCUCCUCCUCCUCCUCCUCGGCGGCCGAGAGAGAGAGAGAAGCUCCUCCUCGGGGAGCCCCUGGGUGGGUGAGUGAGUCCGUGAGUCCCUCGUCUUUCCCCCCUCACGGCGGGCGGAGGCCGCUCCUCCGGGGUCGGCGGGCCGACCGAGAGCUUUGGCCGCCUGAGGCGGAGCGGCCAAAGGGCGCCCUUCUCUUCUCUCCCCGAAGCCAGCGCCCAUUUCGGCACCUCAAAGGGAAAGGGAAACAAAGCACCCCUCCCCACCACAGGCAAUUCUUCCAUUCUGUGGGAAAAUCUCAACGGUUUUAACGAGAUGAAGGGACGUUGGCCGCCGCCUCACUCCUGCCUCACGGCAGGGCCGGCCCUGCCCAGCCUCGUUUGGAGGGGGCUUUUCAUGGGAGAGGACCGCCUGCCCGUAAUAUAACUGUUAUUUCUGGGGUGAGGAUGAGGCAGCUCCUAGGGAAUGAGGUCCACCUCAAUAAAAUAUUCGAGGGGGUCCCCCCCUCCAAAAAAAAAAGUUGAGGGGGAAUUCCCAUCCAAAUGGAAUGGGUGUGCUACGUCAUGGGAUUGAUGAUGCGGGGGUGGGGCUUACCUGGUUCCCCCCCCCCAAGUUGGCACCCCUGAGAUGGGGUGUGUAUGCAGGUAGGGUGGGGUGUUUUGCCUCCCCCUUGCAAAAGAUGGGGAGGUGGCUCCUCUGCGCUUGAACGCAAAGAGAUGGCGUUUUGGGGGACAUCUCUGUGCGCUGAGUGCCACAGGAAGGUGCUGGGAGCUGCACCUGGGAUCCCGGGGAUUUGCACACCCCAUGUCCUUGGAAACUGCCCAGUGCAAGGAGAGGAUGGAGGCGUCGAAGAUAAAGGGAGCAGGGCAAAUGAUUCGGAGAGAAACCACUGGUCUCCUUUGGGUGGGUUUAGCCUUUGACCUUCGGUCUUUGAUGCUCGCUACAGACGCAGCAUCAGCAAUGCUCCUUCUGUUUCUGUUUUCCAUAUUGCUUGAGGAAGUAGCUCCUGGAGCCUCUGUCUGGUGAAUUUUGAGCGAGAGGAGGAAGACACAUUUGUAUAUGCAAAGAGGAGCGUGGUUCUUUAUCAUCACAUGCUCCAGCGGUGGAAGCUGGUUCAAAAGUUGAAUUAAUUAGGACUGUCUCACACCCAUUUUUAAAGGCACAAAUAUACAAAGCUGUAACUUAUUUGCAAGUGCAUGAUGGAACCUGGGUGGUGAAGACCACUAGCACCAGAUUGGAUGAAUUUUAGUGCACAAACUCCUCCAAGAAUUGCUUUUUUGCUUCUGUAAAACAGAGAUUGAACACAAACUGAUCGGAGGGGGAGUAACUCAGGGAUGGUAUCCUAAUUUCACAAUUGACUUAGAUCAGGCUUCCUCAGCCUCGGCCCUCCAGAUGUUUUGAGACUACAAUUCCCAUCAUCCCUGACCACUGGUCCUGCUAGCUAGGGAUCAUGGGAGUUGUAGGCCAAAAACAUCUGGAGGGCUGAGGUUGAGGAAGCCUGACUUAGAUUUUAUGAAUGUUGUGGGCAGCUUUGAGGAUUUCAGCUGGAAAGUGGAAUGCAAUUUGCAAAUACACUUGGACAUGUUUUGAAGCUUCUGUCAACAUGGUAAACCGUUCUAAGAGUUGAGGAAGGAGUCCUGGCAAGACCUUAUUUGGAGUGUUCAGUUCUGGAUAUUGCAGGUCAGAAAAAGCUGUAACACAAUUUGAUUUUAAAGGGCAGAUAUGACAAGGAGAGGCUGAAAGAGUAGAAUAUACAGAAAAACUGACAAAAACAAUAUGCUAACAGUUUCCAAAUAUUUAAGUUUGCAGCCUAACUACAGGCAAGAAGAAGUGGCUUUGAUCUUGGUUCAGUAAUAGAAAAAAACGUAGUGUAAGAAACUGCAUAGACAAGGAGGUAGCAAGAUCUUCCUUGGAGGGUUUAACACAAGGUUGGACAGGUACCUGUCAGAAAUACUAUUUUGAUGUCGAAGGGUUGGGCUGCAGCUAUCUUGGUAUCCAACUCUUUCUUUUGAGUGCUGCUAUGCGGGUUAAACCACAGAGCCUAGGACUUGCCGAUCAGAAGGUCGGCAGUUUGAAUCCCCGUGACGGGGUGAGCUCCCAUUGCUCGGUCCCAGCUCCUGCCAAUCUAGCAGUUCGAAAGCACAUCAAAGUGCAAGUAGAUAAAUAGGUACCACUCCGGCGGGAAGGUAAAUGGCGUUUCCAUUUGCUGCUCUGGUUCGCCAGAAGCGGCUUAGUCAUGCUGGCCACAUGACCCGGAAGCUGUACGCCGGCUCCCUCGGCCAAUAAAGCGAGAUGAGCUCCACAACCCCAGAGUCAGCCACUACUGGACCUAAUGGUCAGGGGUCCCUUUACCUUUACCUUAUGCACCAACAGGGAGCCAUCCUUACACAGUCGUACCUUGGAUCCCAAACGCCUUGCAAGUCGAACGUUUUGGCUCCCGAACGCUGGAAACCCAGAAGUGAGUGUUCCGGUUUGUGAACGUUCUUUGGAACCUGAACGUCCGACUCGGCUUAUGCAGCUUGCAGUUGGCUGCAGGAGCUUCCUGCAGCCAAUCGGAAGCUGCGCCUUGGUUUCCCAAUGUUUUGGAAGUGGAACGGAGGUACGACUGUAUGUUCUAAAAGACACAAAUCUCUUAAAAAGCUCUCCAAAAAUAUAGGCAGACUGAGCAAUGACUAUGGUCAGAGAGCACUCUGCCCAUACUUAAUGAAACUAUCAUCUUUGUCUAGAUAAUGUGCAACGUGGAACACUUGCAUUGCAGACGCCGAGAAUGGUUUCUUAGAGAGUUUUGGAAAUUGACCAGCAUUUCUCUGCAACGUUUGCUGAAUCUAUCGGUGGCUAUCUUGUCACCAUGCUGGCUUGUGAAACUGUUUUGAUAAAGCUGUGGUGAAGGAGGUUUGGUUUAUCAAUAGCUAUCACCCUGUUUACAGAAUGGAUGGAAUUAUUAGUCGUGAUAGCCUACUGCAGGAAUGGGAAACCCGUGGCUCUCCAGUUGUUUGUUGAACUACAUUUCCACUCAUUCUGGACCACGUUGUCUGGGAACUAGAGUCAAAGAACAUCUGGAAGGUCACACGUGCCUCAUCCCUCAUAAAGCAUAGUACAUCUCAGCAUACUAGAUGCUGGGGACAAACAGCAGGUAUCUCCAUCACCUUCAUGCCCUGUUUGUGGGAUUCCAUAGGCAACUGGCUGGCUACUUUGGGAACAAAAUGCUAAACUAGUUUACCGAUAGCAGGGCAGUUCUUAAGAAAGCAGAGCUUUCUUGGUUUCUGAUCCUCUUUGCAUGCAUGGUUUCUUCUCUCUCCAGCACACCCUUUCCUCUGCCAGAAAGGAGGAUGUGUAGCAACAUCUUGUUUCCUUUUAAGUACAUAAUGAAAUGCUUUCUUCUGUGCUCUUUAUGUGGCAAAUGGUCCCAUCUUCCCUUGCCCUCAAACUACUAUUCAUUUUGUACACCUUGCUUGGAACGAAAUCCAUUUAGUUGAAUGUGUUUGGGUCUUGCUACUGUAGCUCAGUAGUUGGUGAGUUAGUAUACUAAUUAUUGAGCAAAUCCUAGUCUAGCUGUGUCACUUAAUCAAACUUUGUGACUUUCCCAGUAGCUCUCAGACACAAUAGUUGUGUCUUACUUACAAAUGGCUACACUUUGAGACUUAUUAAGUGGCAUGUCUUUCUGAGAGCAACUUUGCCUUUGGGUUUCUAGGUGCCAUUUGGACCUGAAGCAAUUACAGUUCACUUUCUUAAGUUGAGUCAGGGAGGAAACAUUUCAACUUGACAGGACACUGCAAUGGACCUCCAGGUGGCCAUAAUGGAACAUCAAAGGGAAGCUGUUGAAUUAUAGUUCAUCAAGAGGUUACAUGCUUUCACAUGGACUAAACUGAUGCAACAGAUUUUUAUUAUACAGUACUGGGGCUGGACUAGAUGACCCUUGGGGUACCUUAAAAGUCUACGAUUCUAGGAUUCUGUGUGGGUUAAUUGGCUUACCAAUGGCAGGGUAUCUGUGUUAUCAACACAACAGUUUUUUUUUUUUAAUGGCGCUGCUAAGAAUGCAGUUAUAAUCCUCUGUAAUUUUCCAUAUUUCUUUCUGACCUCACUGAAAACAUCUCUCUCCACCCUAUUCACAGACACACACUCCGAAUAACAUGUCAUGCAUUUGAUGAAAUGGACUGUAGUUCACAAAAGAUAAUGCCCGGUGUUCAAAAUUCCCAUUGUUCUAGGCGCAUUCUGUGACAGGGAAUUUUAUUAGCACAAGCACUUUCUGAGCUCUGGGUACAGUACUGCACCCAAGAUUUCAGAUUAAAACUGCGGAGUGGAAGGAAAGGAGGACCUUUUUCUGCCUCCCCACUUCCGGCUACUUUCUGAAGAAUAUUAGGGGCGUGGGCAGAGGAAGGACUAAACCAUGUGAAAAAUGAACAUAAUAUUUUAGCUACAAUUCAUUCAUUUUCAGCUUCGUGUUCUUGUUAUUUAAAAAAUGCUCCUAGACAUUCUGUUGUAGCGCCCAUAACCUAGGUUUAAGGUGUCAUUUAGCUCCUAGCUUUCAUAUCUCAGUUUCUAACACUGAUAAUGCCAUAAUAAAUGUGUCAAGUCUUUAAGCUUCCACGGGACUCUUUGUUGUUUUAUAACUUACUUUCUUCACCAAACCUUUAUUAGGCAUUACAAAUAUAGGCCAUCAUAAAACAUCCAUAUAUAAAAUGUUAAAAUAUAUACAAAUAAGCAGCCAUAUAAAAAUAUAUAAUAACGAGAAUUUUCAUUGGAGUAUCUCCUGUUACAUAGUGCCAUUCACCACUCUGAGAGAUACUAUUUAUUGAUAAAAACUUAGCCACCCUUGCAAUUACUUCCGGGUUAAUGUCAGACAGAUAGAAUCUGAUACUUUCAUUGUGCCGUGAUGUUAGACUACCCCAAAAAUGGGGAUAGUACAUGUUUGCGUAGCUGGUUGUACAAUGGACAGUAGAAAAUAAUGUUUUACUGUGUCUGGCACAUUCAUCCGCAAUGUCUACAAUUUCUGGGGAUGUUUAAAUACCUGCCCAUGACAAAAGCUGAGGGGAAAACGUUCAGUCGGGCUAACAUAAAGGCCCUGCAUUGGAGUGGAAUUAUUAAUUUUGAAAUAUAAGUGACCCUGUUAUCCGUUGCAUUUAAACCAUAAAACUUGGGGGAGCAAAUUUUAUUUACAGCUGACUCAAUAUAUUGUUUUCCAAUGUUCCUUAAUCUGAUUUGAAUAUUAUGAUAAAUAUAUUGCUAGCCCACACCCAGUAUUCCUUUGUGUGUAUACUUAGUUAUACACACAUCGUCUCAUACUUGAUUGAACUUGGAGCCCCAGGAUACGUCUCAAGAAACUUGAGUGCAUCUUAUCUAAAUCAGUAUUAUAUUCUUGUAUCCAGUUGCUUUAUAACAUGGUUACCAAGACUAAAUGCCUAUGUGUCUUUAGGACCCAAGCUGCAAUACAGUCUUUAAACUAGGGAUGGUUAAGUUGUGGUUCCCUAGGUCUUGUUGGAGUCUAAUUCUGUUUAAGAAUGGAAGAGCUGUGUCUUAGUGGAAGAGCAUAUGCUUUACAUACAGAAGGUCCCCGUUUAGUUCUCAGUAUCUCCAGGCAUGGCUGGGAGACACCCUUGUCUGAAAACUUGGAGAGCCACUACCAGUCAGAGAAGAAAAUUGUGAGUCAAUAGUUUGACUCAGUAUAAGGCAGGUUCCUGUUUUCCUAGACCCAGCCAGCAUGGCUAAUAUUUGGGGUAGUGGGAGUCCAACAACACCUGAAAGACCUCAGGUUCCUCACCCUUGCCUUAAACCCAAACCUCAUUUCCAGUUAGUUCUUAAGGUCUGCACCAAUCAUGUAUAAAGUGGAGAGUUUGUUUUGAAGAACAAAGGAGCCAAAAGGACUGAAGAGUGAGGUGCAAUCCUCUAACUGCUACUUAACUCUCCGCAGAACCUCUGUCCUAGGGACCUUUUUCAGCUAGACUCUUCUUGCACUGUUAGGGAGCAGGCUGUAGAGAGGUAAACCAGGCGUAUCCCUUUGCCCCAUAUACUCCUUUAUACACAGAACUGUUACUGUCAUGCAGGAUUUGAACUCUAGUGCCUAUUAAUGGUUAAAUAUUUAUAUAAGAAAUCUAUACCGGUAACCUGGAAAAGAACAGUGAACGUUCAGAAGUGUUUACUUGUAAUAAACCCCUUGUGUUAAAAAGGAUAAGCAGACUCUAUGAAAGUGAAGUGCAACAGAAAAUUAGUUAUGGAAAACUUGACCUGAAUAGCAGGUAUGUCUUUUGUUUCAUAAGAAUUAAGAAUGUUGAACAGCAUGUGGUUGCCUUUGAUUGCUAUCACCCUUGCAUGAACCGGAGGGGGAACGCGUUCUUUCUUUUAAGCUAACAGUUAAUGGGCUAUGAGCAGUGGUUGCACCAGGUUAUUUUGUGCCCCAGGCAAGGCUUACUACUUGCACCUCCCCUGCCCCCCAUGCUAACUUAAAUUUUCAAAAACAGAUGUAUUGUAGAAAAAAUGAAAAGCACAAAACUUGAAACUGCUACAUUUAUUUUAAAUUGCAAGAAUUAGUAAUAACAGCAACCUUUGAUUAUCUUUCUCCAAUACAAAAGAAAAUGUUUUAGCACACAAAUCAUUGUUAAUAGCCUUGUGAAUUGUGACAUUACUUAGAGACUUAACUUUUAAAGUUUCAGUUUCAAGCACAUCAGAAUCUCACUUUGCAUGACUUUUCCUUUGAAGAUUUUGUCACCAGUUCCUUCAGGUCAAGUGCUGAUGCCUGGGCAUGUUCAACUGAUAUAAGUUUGAGCUUUGAGAAACAGUGUACAGUGGUACCUCAGUUUAAGAACAGUCCUGUUUUCGAACGAUUUGGUUUACGAACUCCACAAAACCGGAAGUAGUGUUCCGGUUUUCGAACUUUACCUUGGUCUACAAAUUGAAAGCGAACGGUGAAAGGGCACCGGCGGCGGGAGGCCUCAUUAGGGAAAGCGGGCCUCGGUUUUAGAAUGGAUUCGGUUUAAGAACGGACUUCAGGAACGGAUUACGUACGUAAACCGAGGUACCACUGUAUAACACUUGCCACCGACACUGGAAGUGUGAGAAGGAUCCUUAGAACAACAGAAACGUUAGACACAUUAUCCAGGAGUUUUUGUUGUAAUGUGAAAAGAAAUACUUCUUGUGGAAAUCUUUGAGCUAUUGCUAUAAGUUCACAGCACAGAUCUUCAGCAUUAAUAUCUUUGUUUCCAUUGUGUCGCAAUGAUUUUUCCAAAUCCUUGCAGGCCUUAAGUACAUCUUCAGUAGAUUUUUUUUGUUGAUACUGUAUAUAUCAUAUAGGAAACCAAAUAGGGAAUUACAGUGGUGCCUCGCAAGACGAAAUUAAUCCGUUCCGCGAGUCUCUUCGUCUUGCGGUUUUUUCGUCUUGCGAAGCACGGCUAUUAGCGGCUUAGCGGCUAUUAACGGCUUAGCGGCUUUAAGAAAAAGGAAACAAACUCGCAAGAACUCGCAAGAUGUUUCGUCUUGCGAAGCAAGUCCAUAGGGAAAUUCGUCUUGCAGAACGACUCAAAAAACGGAAAACUCUUUCGUCUUGCGCGUUUCUCGUCUUGCGAGGCAUUCGUCUUGCGAGGUACCACUGUAUAUUGUUGAAGCUGUCAGAAUCUCUGUAAGAAUACAAUAGAUUGUAUGCCGUGUCUAUAGCUGGGCGAUAUUUUGAUAAAUUGUCUGAAACCAGUGUGAUGAUCAGAUUGUGAUACAGGUUUCAGACUUUUUGAGCUGGCUCCCCAGCUGCUGACAGCACAGCACACCUCACUCCCAUCCAACUGCCUACCUGCGCUGUGCUGGGGGCAGCUGGGGAGCUGCAAUGUAUUGCCAGCUCAAAUUGCUUGCAGAUGGGAAAGGCGCAGGCAGACAGAACCUGAGAAGGCGCUCGCCCAGAACUUACUCAGGCUCGGUUCGCCUGCCUGCCUCCACCACCUCCUCUGCCCGGGUGGACUGCCUCUUUCUCCUGGUCAGUCACUCCUAGAGCGACCACUGCUGCCCUUGGGCUUCUUUACCAGCAUCUCUGCAUGCUCCCUGCUGAUACUCUUCGAUUCCCCACCCCCCACCCCAGCAGGUUAUUCUGACUAUGCAAUAAGAGGAAAUCCCAGAAGUGUCAGGGGUAUUUAAUCGUGUGGAAGAGAAGCAUCUGUGUACAGUGGUACCUCGGGUUACAUACGCUUCAGGUUACAUAUGCUUCAGGUUACGGACUCCGCUAACCCAGAAAUAGUGGGUCCCAUUAGGUAGGAAAUAGAAGGCCCCAUUAGCUAAAGUGGUCUUCAGGUUAAGAACAGUUUCAGGUUAAGUACGGACCUCUGGAACGAAUUAAGUACUUAACCUGAGGUACCACUGUAUUGCAGGGACAGUCAGAGGACAGUUUGAGAGCUAUACAAUAAGAAUAUUUAUAGAGAGAUAGUUAUUUUGGGGGGGAGGUGUAGCUGUUGUUUUGUAUAUUUUAGAUCUUGUGAUUUAUGUGGAAAUACUUCAGUUUGGUUGUGUGUGUUUUAAUGUUUUAUUUAUUGUUUAUGACUACUUUUGUUAUGUUGCAAAGUGUGUUUUUUCAUGUUGCAAGCUGCCUUGAGCAUGGUUUGAGCUGUGGAAAAGCAACAUAAAAAUAAAAACUCUGUUAUGUAUGGCCAUAAAUGUGUUCUUUUCAGUUGUCUUUUACCAAGAUUUAGUGAAGACAGUUAGAAUAUAUAAUACUGGUUCUUGCUUGUCAGCAGAAAUGUUUUUCUUAACACAAUUCAACAAAUUAAAUAUAGGAUCUAAAUAAAUGCUUGUCUGAAACAUUUCACCAAUUACUCCACCUCCUCUUCCAAUGUUUUCUUGCUUUUUUGCAUCUCUACAAUAUUUAAGAGGAUAUGCUGCCAUAUGUGGAGAUGCUAGGAUGUGUGAAAGAUAAGCUAAUGCGGCACACGUGUGAGAAUGGAACAGCUGUGCAGAGAGGAAGGUUUUGGAUAUGUCUGUUUGAGAAAAAAUGGAAGUUCUUAACAGAGAGGGUUGGUGUAACUUGAAAGUUUGCAUCCUUCAUUUUGAAUAGGGAUUGGUCCUCUGACACAGUCCUAGUACUGCCUCUAUCCUUUCUAAAUUAUAGUACAGUGGACCCUCCGGAUACAAACUUAAUUCGUUCUGGGGGUCCCCGUUUGCACCCCAAAAUUUACGUAAAUAGAGGCGUGCUUCUGCGCACAUGCACAGUGUGCUUGAACACUUCUGCGCAUGCAUGCGGCGCGAUUGUGCGCUUCUGCGCAUGUGCGUGCGGUGCAUGGCUGCAACUCAAAGAUUCCGUAUCCAGAGGGAUACGUAAGUAGAGGUACAGCUGUACAUGGUGGUCUGUCGCUAAUGCUUAAGAAAGCUUUAAUUGUGGUGGCAGUAGUUACUGGCCUUGUUAUGAGCCUCUUUUGCUCUGGACCUUACUUGAUUGGCGAAAUGCAGGGGACUUUGGUUUGGCCUCUCUUUUGCCCAUGUGGUGUCUAACCCUGAGACCUUUGAUCUUGUCAUGACUGAUUGUGUGAUGUUUGAGCCAUGCGGCUCAGCAGAGAGAGCAGGAAACAACAAGCCAACCACAGAAGGGAGCGGAAAUGAAUCAGAUUUCUCAAGCAGCCUGAAAGUCUUGCAGAACAGUGCUAUAUUGUGAGGACCCAGGUGGCAAAGAAAGGAGGCCUUGAUAAUCUGCUUGUGAAGACUGGAGUGUCAUCAGGUAUGACAGUAUAUGUAUCUUACAUGUACCUGUGAUGGACCAGUCAAUAGUAGAGAGUCAAGUGGUAAGUAAGAUGCAGGCAAAGUGAAACUAGGUAGGAUGCUUCAGCAACAGUUUUACUGGAAAGGGAAGAGGCUUAACAAAAUGAGGAGACAGAGAGGAGCUCUGUUCCAUUUAUGUGGUCGAAGGCAUAGAAAUGGGAUUUUGGGAAAUGCUGUUUUUGAAUAAUGAAGUACAGGAUACCAUCCAACUUUGCUCAUUAAUAGGCGUGAUAAUUCAGUUUAGGAAAUUUUACUGCUCAUGUUUAGAUGGUUACUAUUUUAUGAUAUGUUUUUGUAGGAGUAAUUUAUUAAUGAAUGAACUAAAAUUAGAUUACUUACAUAUUGAUAGAUAUGUAUUUGAAUGCUCAUAUGUUUGCAUAGAUACUGAUGACUCUGCUUUAUGUAUUCUAUUGCUCUAUUUCAGACAAAAUGCAUUAAAACUUGGAAAAUAAAUAAAUGGCAGUGUGUGAACUGCAGAGCUUUCGUAGGAAUGUCAAGGUGAACCAGAUUCCUGGGUUUUGCAGCUCAGGAACAGAAGUAUUGUUCCAAUGCAAGAGGCUGCAUUAGCUGUUUUUUCCCCCUCCUAGGUAUCGUGAGGCACCAACUUAAGCCAUACAGCAGGAUAGAAUUGGCCAACUCAAGGGAGUGAAGCUGCAGACCUGUGUGGGAGAAACGUAGAGUUAUGUUCCAAGCCAAGGGACCAGCCAGUACAGCCUCCACUAAUGUAUGUAUUGUAAUCAAGAUUUCAGAUUGAAGAGGUUGCUGCUACUUCCUGGGGAAUGGGUUGAGGGGAGAUAACACGUGCCUCACAGUCCAAUUCUAUGCAUGUCUGCUUCGAAGUAGGUACCCCUGAGUUCCAUGAGAUUUACUCCCAGGUAAGUGUGUAAGGGACUGCACCUUUAGUUACUCAAAUAUAAAACUGACAUGCCAGUCUGUUGCAGCAAAAGCACCCAAAAGAUGGCACUUUAAAGUCUAGCAAAUUAUUAUGGCAUAAGCAUUCACAGACUAGAAUCUUACUUCAUCAGAUGCAUGGAAAGUAAUCUUCCGUUGGAAAUAAUAUUUAACCAGAACAAAGGAGAAGGGCCCCAAGGAUAUAAGUAAAAACAAACAAAAUCAGAAGAACCGUAAAAAGGUAUAAAAGUGAUUUACAAAUUGAUAAAACAAAGCAACAUGCAAAGUGAACAUAUACAAAUAUAAGCAGAUAAAGCCAUAUACAAAUAUAAGCAGAUAAAGCCAUAUACAAAUAUAAGCAGAUAAAGCCAUAUACAAAUAUAAGCAGACAAAGCCACUGUUGCGUAACAAUUUCUCCAAACACUUCAAGUUACGAUAAUGAGAUUGCUUGCUUUGCAUCCUGUUUCUCACUUCGUCAGAACAAAUGGAAAGUUUCUCACAGAUAGCAGUUGUAGACUCCCACGCAAGGGCUAUAUGUCUGGGACAAUGUAAUUAAAACUUAAACGUAUGCAAUACAAUCACAGUGACCAUUUGCAGCAGCAGCAGCGUUAAUACAUUGCUUGCUUGCUUAAUGAACACUUGCUUGGGACAGGAACUCACUACAGUGGUACCUCGGGUUACAGAACUUCAUGUUAUGUGAUUUCGGGUUACGCACUGUGCCGAACCCGGAAGUACCGGAACAGGUUACUUCUGGGUUUCUGCGCCUGCGCAGAAGCGCUAAAUCGCGCUUUGCGCAUGCGCAGAAGUGUCAAAUUGCAGUUUUUAGCUAUUUGGGCAUGUUAGCAGUACUAGGAUAACUGCUGUUGUGAACGGUCAUUAUGCAUAUUUUGAAUUCAUUUAAGCCUCAGACUGUUCUUUUUACAUUUUAUGGUCAUUUCCUCUUUUCAUUCCAGUUGAUUAACCUUAAGCAUUGCACCUGGUGAAAGUUUUUCAUUUUAGAAUUCUGCUUUAUUUGUAGCACUUGACUACAUAGACACUUGGCUCAAGUUGAUGUAAUGUUCCAUUUUGGAUGCUUCCUGCAAUAGGAAUAGUAUACCUUGGAUGUGAGAAUCGUUAAAAAUUUUUAGUUCACUUUCUCAUGUCUGUUCACCAUAUUUGGGUAUGUUUUUUAUGUUUUAUUAAUCAGGAAAACUGAUUUUUGUUACAUCAAUAUUUUUGUGGGGUUCCUCUCUUUCUAAGGAGUCUGUUUUUCAUUUGGCAUGUUUGACAUUUUUAUUGAUGUUAAAAUAUUUCAGAAAACAUUAAGUUUUACUUAAUGUGAAUUUGAUAUAUUUUCUUGUAUUUAUUUAUUCUAUUUCUAAAUAAUUUGAAAAAAAGAUACAAAUAAUGAUAACAAUUAAAAUUCAUCCUAGAAACAGAAAACUACCUUAAUAUGGCUAUUAAUGUCUUAAAACUAUCCUAUUCAUUCUGUUCAUAUACUUGCAGUGCCCUUGAAAAAGGAAUUUUCUGAAAUGCACUGGACUUACAAUAAAUUGCAUUUCUGUUCCCUGGAGUCCUCCCCACUCCACUUUUCUUCCUUUGCCAGUUAGUGAUACUAUCCAAGAUCUGUGGUUGUUUUUACACAAAAGUUGAUGUCAUAAUAAAUUCAUCAGGCUGAAAUCCUGUAUCUUUUGCUGGGGAGUCAGCCCAUUGAAUUCAAACUCAGUGGGACUUACUUCUUUUUUUUUUUUAUAAUUGAUAUUUAUUAAAUUUUCAAAGAAUAACAACAAAAAUUUCCAAAAAAAAUUUGAGGAUACAAAAAACAAAAAUAAUACAUAAACAAAAAAGAAAAGAAAACCCAGCCGCAAAGAAAAAAAAAGAGAAACAGAAAAACAAAAAUAUAAAGUCCUUUACAAUCUCUACUGACUUCCUUUCUAGACUUCCUCCUCCUCCCCUCUUUUGUUUCUUAAUUUUUAAUUUUUACAGCAAAUCCUUUCUGUUUUUUCAUAACAAUCUGUCAUUACGUUUCCUUAUUCUAUUUUCCCUCUUGUCAUAUAAAAACUUUAAAACUCAUAGCUUAUAUUCAAUAUUUACCAAAUUCUUGCAUCAUUACCUUUUUACGAAUCAUUUACCAAUCCUUACUUAAGCCAUGUAAUUUCAUUCAACAUCCUUCAAACAUUUGUAAGCAUUCCCAAUAUUAAAAAGUAAAAAAAAAAAAAUUAAUAAGUCAAAUUCAGUCCAGUCAGCUUCCAACCUCCCCUCCCCUGGACCCGGGAUUGUCAGUCCUUUUAACCUCGAUAAUCCGGCUCCUUAACCUGGUUGUCUCGUAUCCGAGGCCCUCAAGUCUCUUUCUUGCCCCUUUCGCCACUCUUGUUGAUGAUUCCUUUCCAGUCGUGGAUGCUCCAGCAAGAAAAUGCUUUUGACCCUUUGCAGCAAGUCCAUCCCAAACCCAUUGCCCAAGCCAGACAGCAAAUAAUACCACUUCAGAUUUCCACAAAGCUUGGAGACUUCGGCUACUCCAAUCCUCUGAUAGCCCAUCACCAGACUCGGAAGGUCCAAAUAACCAUAUGGAGGGGGUCGAUCCAUCCCCCAUUUCCAAAUCUGACCACAUUUCAUCUUUCCGAAUCUGGUUUGUCCCAAGUUCAUUUAUCAAGUUCAAAGGCUGAUCUUGCCCGUCCAAAGGUCCCUCCAUCUCUGAAGCCUCCGUCACUACAGCAGGUUCAUAUGCUUGUAUAGCCUUUAACUGAAUUUCAUUUGUUUGCUGCUGUGCUCUGGUAACUUCCAUCAUCAAGGUCGUCUCCUGACGCAUCUGGUCCAGCUGGGCACUUAGUUUUGAAAAACCUUCCAGGAACAAUUGUUCAAGCCUUUGUACUAGCAUUGUCCUUCAAGGUCAAAGAAAAUUCUUUCCCACGACAAUAGUCCAAUAGUCCUUCUCUUUUAAUCUCUCUGCGUUGCAAUUUCACUAAAUUCCACUAGAUGGAAAUUUUUUUUUUUUUAAAGGAAUAAAAGCAACAGCAACAAUCUUUCUUUUCCAGAAACACUUUAUCCAAAAUUCCCCUUCCAAAUUCAAGAGGCAACAGUAGAAUCAAAAUGUUACCCUUCUUUUAACUAACUGUCGAGCUGGAUAAACUUCAGAACGUCAAUUCUGACAGCCCGCUCCUGGUUCAGGGCGGUGGAAAAUUGCUUUAUUUUAAACUCACUUCCGCAGGAUUGAAAAGUCCAAAUACAACCCCUUCUUCUCCUGCAGUCAAAGGGGGUUCAGAAAUCUUAGAUGUUGAAUUCUAGUUCUCUUAGAAUUUAAUUUUCAAGCUUUAGUAUAUUUUGUCUUUGCUUUCUUCACAUAACAAAAGAACGGAAGGCGACUUCCUGUUUAGACCUUCCCAUUCCGAGUCCCAAUUAAGUUCAAUUUCAAGUCCAAUAUUAUUUGUUUAUUCACCAGUCUUAAAAGUGGUUCAACUCUUCCAAGAUCAGGUACUCACGGAUAGAUAUUUUAGAUGCCAAAUUGUCCAGGAAAAAGGCAGCGCUCUCCGAUAACGGCAGUGCGGCUUUGCUGCACGGAGGAAGCAGUCGACUCACAGCACCACGCACCUCCCACUCCGGAGCCCGUUACCGGGCUCCUGUACAAGGAGAGAGCGCUCUCGGUGCCCGCCGAGUCCCACGUCCACAGGCUUCUUCCGCCUGUGGUUUUGCGGGUCCCCGCUGCGCCGUAGCGGCAGGACCCAAGCCUCCGUGCAGCGGGUUCCCUUCAGUCCGAAGGGAAUUCCGCCAUUUUCCGGAGGCGCCACCCCGGAAGUUCCAGUGGGACUUACUUCUGAGUAGACAUGUAGAAUAUUGCACUGUCAGCCUUUAAGGUGCCAGAAGACACUAUUGUUUUCAAAAUUUAUGUUCACUUAUCCUUCCAGUGAAUCCUGUGGAUUGUAGUUUGUGGAAGCAAUUAUCUGUUCUUAAAUUCUUGUGUUCUUUGGAAAAUCAAUGUGAGUUAAACAGGACUCGCAUGGUUACGUUCCAACUCUAAGAAAUAAUCUCCCUUUAAGGGGGUUAUUGAGAACUUGCUUAUGGUGGUUGUCUGCCCAAACAGUGCAUUACAUAAUGAUCUAGGAAGAAAGUGUGAAAUGGGACAUAAAUAUGAAAUUCUAAAACUGCUUAAAAAGUUGCAGUAUCAAAGCUUACAAUUGUGAUUCUGUGCGAUCUCUUUCUAUUCCCCAUUGUUUCUUAAUGCAGAUCAUAACAUGAUGCUCUCUACUUUGUAUAAUUAUCAAUUGCAUUUUCCCUCUCCUCUUUCUUUAGGAGGCAAAGAGCAACUCAGGGGCAUCCACUGUGCAGAGAUCCAAGGUAAUUACCACCCCAGUUUUUACCUUUGGGCAUGAAUGUUUCCCCAGAAGGUGUGGGGACAGUCAAAUAAAAACACAGCACAACAACCCCUGCAACUCCUCUUUGCUUCAGAAGCAGCCUUGUACCAUCGCUGUAGGAAAUGACAAUUUUACUGGCCUCAGCAUCCUUGGAACUCGUUAAGUGAAUAUGCAUUUCUUUUUGAACUUGCUUUAAAGAAGCAAAAAAAAACCUGUUAUUGAUUAUCCUUUUCGGAGGCUUCUAAGGCACUUAUUAGUAUAUAAAUUGCUUUAUAGUUCUUAUCUCAGCUGCUGACUCAGUUGGAUCUUUAAAGCUUUCCCAUCACCUCAUAGUCCUCUUUAAAGGCAAACGGCUCCAUCGCUGUAGCUCAUGUUCCUGCGCCCUGUUGUUGGGGUAACUUUGUUUAUGGAUCUUCAAAGGAUGCACACCAUAUGCAUGCGACAGUACCAAAAGCAAAAUAAUUCAGCUCCGGGAUCAAAUUACACAUUAUGUAGUCUGCUGAGAAUGUAACACAGCUCAAGGGAGGGAGGGGGGUGCAUGGAGAAAGAGGCUGCCUUUGCCUUUCCCCUCUGGUCCUUGCUCAGAUUGUAAUUGCACCCCCUCAGGGACAAACUAGAGAGGAUAUGUGAAACGUGUAAAUGCAUUUGACAUACAGCUACCACUGGCGGAGAUUGGCCUCAAAACCAUGCCAUAUAGGGGUGGGAGGAGAGGUCUAACCAUUCCCUUGCAUGCUGCACUCCCAAUUAAAACUCAUCCCUCUUUCCCAAAUUGAUCCCAGGAGGAAGCUUCCGCUGGCACAAGCUACUUUGGGUUUGAAGCUCCUCCCCCUCAACAGAAACACAGAACUUCAGUUAUAACACGGAGAGGGAAGGGCUGUUGCUCUAGGCAUGCAGAAGGCGCCAGGUUCAAUCCCCACUGUCUCCAGGCAGGGCUGCGUGGGUCUCCUGCCUGACACCUUAGAGAGCUGCUGCCUUGAUGUGAUGGACCAAUGGCCUCACCCUGCGUAAGGCGGCUUCUAAUACUGUUUGAGCUGCAAUGUGGCAGCAAUAGAUAAACAAUUGACAAGGUGGAAAGAACCAGCCGAACUGUCUUUGAUUUUUAGUGUGCAUUCAUGUAUUAGGUUUUUGUGACUUUUUCUCCUUUUCAUUAUUUUUUAUCUGCUUAUAAUUGGCCAAAUGCCUGCUUUGGGUGGGGUCAUAUUCCUCUGAAGGAGCAGAUUCGUAGUCUGGGGAUGCUCUGGAUCCAUCUCUGUGGCUAGAGCCUUUGGUGAUCUCAUUGACUAGGAGAGCUUACCAGCUUUGGUUAGUGAGAGAUGCUGCAGCCAUUCCUGGACUGGGAUAGCCUGACCACCAAUGUCUUUGUGCUGGUCCCCUCCACAUUGGGGCUGUCCUUGAGGCUGACUCAGAAGCUAGUGCAAAAUGUGAUGACUCAGCUGCUGGAUGGGGCAGAAAUUACCAUAUUACACCAGUGCUGAAAGAAUUACACCAGCUGCCUGUUAGCUACUGGGAUAAAUUAAUGGUGCAAGUACUGGUAUACAGAACCCUUUACAGCAUGGAACCAGGAUACAUAAAAGGAUACAUCUUCUUAGGAGGUCCGCUUCACAUUACUUUGGAAGCAAGCCUUCAGUUUGGCAGAACUCCAUCCCAUUAUAUAUCACUCAAGGAUCAUCUCUAUUGUCAUUUAAGUUAGGAUUGAAGACUUUCCUCUCUCAACAAGCCUUCUAAGUGGAGUUUGUUAUCCUGAGUGGUAUUUGUAUUGGAUUUAAAACUUAUUUUAGCAGUUGUUGUUUCUAGAUGUUUUUAAAUGUGUAGUUGUUUUAACUCUCUUUAUAUAUUUGGAUAUACUGUGAGAUCACAUUGUGCUUUUGCUGCUGUCACUCAGUCUUUCAGCUUGAAGGCCCAGGUGAAGGAGACAUGCAGUGCCUGCCAGAAAACUGUCUAUCCCAUGGAGCGCCUCGUGGCUGAUAAAUUUGUCUUCCACAACAGCUGUUUCUGUUGCAAGCACUGCCACACCAAGCUCAGGUGAGAAGGGCAGGGGGAGCAAAACUUUGCUAUUGGGGAAGGUGAAGAAGAUUUGGGGAUGGGAGGCUAGGUGGUUGGGUUCAUGUCAAACUCUCCCCACCAAUCUUAUAUUUAUGGUAGGCCUACUCGCACCCCAGAAAACCAAUGAGGAACUGGGGACAAGCACAAGACGAACCAGAAAUGUUGAAUAAGAAACCCAUUUAGUUCCUUUAUGAAAUUUCAUGUUCUCCAGAUUCUGUACUGAGGUACACAGCAGUCUGUCCACAAUGUGGGAUUGAGGCAGAGGAGUUUUUCUUUCGGCAGUGACAACUGCUCUGAAGUUUGAACCUUGAUCAGAAGAGGGUGAGAGGUUUGGUCUGAAAGGCACGUACAUAAGACCACACUUUUUUGUUUCAGCUUUAUGCAGUUGUGAAUAUUGACACAGAUUUAAAGAGUAGGAUGAGAGGGCACUACUCCUUCCUUUCCUGCUCUGCCAAGGCAAUUAGGGCAAAUUAAGGGAUUAAACAUACCUGUCUGUUGAAAAGUACCAUACAGUCCAGUAGGGUUUACUCUCAGGUAUGUAGAUCUAGGAUUGUAGACUAAAUGCCAAGUUUAUGCAACUAGACACCCUUUAUGUCUUACAAUUAGGAGAACAGAAGUCAUCACUUUGAGAUUAAUUGGAAGGAAUCUUUUUAAAUUAUGAAAACCUUGCCAUCAUUCAAUCAAUUUCUAUAAAUUCUUCUGAGGUUGCCUGUUCUUGCAAAUGUGACUUUCUUGGACCAAUUUAUUUUGCCCACAUUUUUAAGAGCUGGUAACCUUAAGAGUUACGGGGAGCUCUCAUUCUGAUGAGAUUGCCAUGUAAAACAAAAAGGCUGGUGUAAACUCAGCCUUUUAACGAAGAAGGGGCAGUGGCAGGGACAAACUAGCCUUCGUGCCUCAUUCUCCUAUGUUCUCUUCCGUUGUGUUUCUUCAGUCUUUUUCCUAGGUGGGCUUUAACAUGUGCUUUCCCUUCCUUCCAGUUUGGGUAGUUAUGCAGCUCUACACGGGGAAUUCUACUGCAAGCCACACUUCCAGCAGCUAUUCAAGAGCAAAGGCAACUAUGACGAGGGCUUUGGGCGCAAGCAACACAAGCAACUCUGGCUGCAGAAAGAGGUGGAGAACGGGACCGAUACAGCAUGACGAAGCAGGCCCCAAUUUCCCCACUUUGAGAGCCCUGGUAUGGGGAUGAACUGAGCUGAUGGAAAGCAGUGGAGCUUGCAAGGGUUGCUGGGAGCAGGGAAAGCCAGGCAGAAACAAGAGUAUGGUUCCAGUGUUGUGGGAGCAAUGCUACCUGCGUAUCUGGGAACCCCAGACACUGUGCCCAUGGAGGGGUGAGAGUGGAGGAUCUUGAACAAAUCAUGUAAGAGCAGGCACACCAGCAUGCUGGUGGGGGACAGGGGUUGCAUGAAUGAAGCAACAGAUACUGGGGCUUGUAUUUCCAGACUUCUUUAAUGUGAUUGCAUCUGUGAUAUAAGCUCCUGAGCAGGAGAGAUCCAUGUUUACCACACCUUCUCCUGUGCACUACCAUGUGGAAUGCAAACUCUCCCCUCACUUGUCACACAUCUUGCAAACUCAACUACAGAUCCCAUGAAACAGCCUAGAUUGGGGAAAUUGCCAGGUUACAAUUUCCUUUGUCAUAGAACCUUGGGCCAGAGAAACUUUCCCAGCAGGCUUUAGUUAAUGCCUACUACACCUUAUGUUUACAAUCCAAUCCCAUCCCAUCCAGUUAUGGAGUGGCAAAGGAGAAUGGCUCUAUUAAAAUAUCUGGUUGCCUGGAUAAACACAAAUCCCGCUUUUAAAGGAAAUUUUAUGAUGGGGCAGGGCACACAGUAAAUGCUGAAUAUUAAUUUGGCCAGAAUUCAUUUCUACCUCUCCCUUUAUUUAAAACAUUCCCAGAUUAGCCUGUACUUCCUUUCCUGCUGGGAGACUGUGUGCUUCUGCUGCAGAGAUCACACUCAUAGAUAGUCCUGCUAAGAAAGCAUGGAAAGAGAACAUGCUGCUUUCCAGAGCAACUAGUUUUCUAUUGUGACGACAGGGCGGGAGAAGCAAUCCUGAAGAAACAGAGGGCGAGUGUGGAGAUAAUGCAACAAUGACUGAAAUGUGCAUACCGAUCCAGUUUUGAACACGAAACAGGAAUUGGAUGGGAUUCCAAACCUUGCACCUUCAUUUUCAUCAGCUCGGUUCUGCCCAAACAUUUAGCCUUAAAUCCUGGGGAAGCAUUCAAUGUCUAUCUUUUAUAUUUGCCUUUUUCAGUGGUACGUGGUUAAGCUGAAGCACAAACUCGUGGUGUUGUGUCCAGAGUUGCGCUGUCUGCUGUCUUAUUUUUGUAAUAUAAGUUUUCUGAACCUUUCUUGCUUCAUGUUGUUCUGUGAAACAGUUUGAGGGGGUGAAAUUUACAACUUAUCCCAUUACAUGCAAGUUUCCCUAUUCAAAUACUGGCAUGAAUUAUGCACAGGAGAACAAAGCAGCCGUUUUGUUUUAUAUAUAUUUAAAAAAACAACUCAGUUGUUUCCUGUUGUAAGGAAAGCUAUGAUGCAACACAGACUGCAAUAUGGAGGUGACCCAGCAUUGACAAAUUUUGCAGCGGCUGCUGGAGCAGAGAGAGGAAGAUAUAAGGUAGAUUAAGUAACUUAACUGUGUCUGCAUUCCACAGCAGACAGAAAGGUAGACGCCCACAAGAGCUGCCACCACAAUCCAGUUAGUCUAUAAGGCAUCAGAUAUUACAGAGACUUCUAGUGCUGAGACACUCAUAAAUUGCAGUCCACUCCACUUUGCAGAAAGGGAAUAGCAUAUACCAUGAUAAAGUUGGGAGGUGUGAGGAAGGUUGAUGGUGGAGGGAACUCCUUGCCAUAUUGACAAGAGCAGAGACCUUUUAGCUGCCUCUAAAUAACCCAAGCAUCCAAACAACAGAGGUACUUACAAAACAGUACUAGCCAAAAAUGUUAUUUUAUUGUAAAUAAAAGUUAUACUUUGGCCCGGCUUUGCACUGCAAGCCCCGGUCAGUAUAGAUAUUUAUAAAAACAGAAAGACACAAGUGGUUCAAGGUCUUCUGUACACUCCAGGUUCAGUUGAUAAACUUCACAAUGCUACUGCUGGCUUAUGAGGCACACAUGGUCCACUUGUUAAAAAUACUUAAGUUCCCCCCAUUUAGGUUUCAAUAAAUCAAACCACUUAUUCCAAUACAGACAAUUUAAAUCUAUAGGUAAUACUCUGGAUUACAGAUCAGCAGAUUGAGAAGCAAAAUGUGCAAUCUUCUAGUUUCCACAUAGCAAUUUCAUAAUCAUGCUGCUGUGCUGUAGAGGCAGCAAUCUUGGUAGAAGCAAACUGCAAUAGUCAGUGGGACUUCCUUUCAACUGCUUUGGACUAUAAUGUAAUAAAGGUAUAUUCUUCUCUAAAACUUUACCCUGAAAUCAGAUAUUCGAACAGCCCCCCAUACCCAGGAAUGCAGCUGUUCUUCUAAAGGCCAAUAAGAGAAGAAAUAAAAGCUGUCUGGCAAGGGUAGCUUUCUCCAAUGCAAAAAGCUAUUUUAAGAUGUGUUUGAAUCAUUCACACCCACAGUAACCAAGACAGAAUAAUCCUGUUUAGCAGAACAUUAAGAGGGUGAACCUGGAGGAUACAGAAUCGUCACGCCAAGCCCAAAACACCGUUAUUUUCUUUCCUCACAUAUGGUUACAGUUCCAUCUGGGAAAAUUUGCAAUUUAUCCUUCAGCAACCUGUUUUCUCAUCUGCACCCAUGGGGACAAGAAACUUACUGAAAGCGAAAGUGCAAAUGAAAGUAUCAGGGGGCACAAAGUGCUUGAAAAUGAGUAUGAACAGAUUAAUGGGGCUUUAUACUACAGAAGGAAUUUACGGUACUUUCUUACUGGAAAUGGCUGAAGGGGGGGUAAGUUACUGGCCAUUUUUUGGUAAUUGAUUUAGCUGCAAUUUUAGGGACAAAUCAAUCCUUCUAAAUUGUUUUGAGUAGUAAAUCAAUCCAUAUGCAACAAGUCAAUGUCAAAUCCAGGUUGAAGACAUCCAAUAAAGGUUAUGCAAAUGGAUGUUCCCAUCCAGUAACUUAAGUAAGAUUUACACUGGUGACACUGUGCGCUGCAACAGUUUAAUCAGAUUUGUAAUAAACCUAACCAGGACUCCUGGACAAAGCCUAUGGAUAGAUUGCUCAUAAAACAACCCAUUCCGGAUAUUUUAUUAUUGGGAUCUAUGCUAUUUCUAUGAAACGAAUUCAACAUUCCCACUGCCCCAAUGGGUGCAUGAGGAAACAAAGAGGUAUUUUGGCUUAACACAUUUUGUUAUAAAACUAUAUUCAAAUUUUCUGCAAAACCAGCUGCUUCUCUCCCCACUUUUAAAAUUCAUGAAGGUGUCAAUUUCUUUCCCAUCCCAUAACAGUUGCUAUACAUAUCUAUAAAAAUCAACAAAUACAGCAUAAAUAAAAAAGAUAAGAGGCACCAUCAUUUGUUUACAUGAUGUAAAAAGCAUAACAAAUAGGGAAUGAUAUACACACAUUUGUAAAAGUGCAUUGCUGACCAUACAAGUAAUGCUUUGGCUUAUUUCUUAGGCUUAAUCAGAGGCUCUGGGUCUGGGUUCUGGAGUGUAUCAUACAAAGGGGGAGCCCAGCCAACAUAAUCACAUUAUUGGAGACAGGUGGAGGGAAAGCCUGCUGCCAGGCAUUUGCCAAGUCACAGGAUACACAGACCACAGUUUGGGCUGAGGGUGGGCAUGUUUCAGGACAACAAACAUUUCAGGCCUCUCUUCAAGUCCUUCAAACAUGUUGGCAGGUGAGAUAAAGGGGCUGGGGGAGAGAAUCACUGCAGGUUUUUUGAGCCUCUGUUACCUGAAAGGAACAACUCACACUACGUACUUCCUUAAAUCCUGGAUUCUCCCCUCAGAAAACAGCAUCCAGUCUUAAAAGUAGCAUUGUGGAAGCCUUAAACCAGGCAUGGCCAAACUUGGCCCUCCAGCUGUUUUGGGACAACAACUCCCAUCAUCCCUAGCUAACAGGACCAGUGGUCAGGGUCAUGCCUGCCUUAAACAGAGCAGAGAAGCUACAUUUACACCUUAUCACUGCUACAAGGAAAGAACUCUUACCUUUGCUACAUUUUAUUCACAUGACGACUGCAUUCUGCUUCAGAUAUACUGCUGCAGGUCCACUGGAAGCAUGUUGGCUGUUAAUGAACAUGUCAAGCUGGUAGGCUGCCAGCUUGUGAUUUAAGUAAACAUCUGUAGCCCUGUAAAAAGCUGAGGGAUGGUAGCAAUCCUCAACUAUGCAGAGACGAAAACAGCUGGCUACCCUAAGACGGUGUCAACGUGCCUGUCGUAAAUGACUCUUGGCUGGAAAGAGGAGGGAUACAUUUUACCUCUUUUAAAGGCUAAGAACAGGUGAUUGGAAGCAUGACACAACAGAAGUACACAUUCUUUUUGCAGCACAACACAUUGGUCAAAUUGUUCAGCUAUCCUAGGAAGUGCAUUUUUUGAAGCGAACAUUUCUGGAAUGUGAGCAGGUCCUUAUGUUACACAGGCCCUGUCUGACUGCCUCUGGUUCCCAGUCCGAGGUUUUAUACAGCAAAACAAGCAAAUUUCCCUUGGCCGCUAAACAGUUAGUUGAAAGAGGAUACUGCUUAGAUUGCCUGCAAUGAAGUUUGUCAUGACUUCCCCUUUAAAAAUCCCCAGGAUUCCUAGCCAAAAGAUAAUGCACAUUUGAAAUCAGGCCUUGUCCCUUUGUUUCACACAACUGCUAGAUUAGAUGACUCUAUGAAAACACAAUCACAAGUACAGCUUUUGCAUAAAUAUCUCCCUCGCCUGUGCUGCUCAGGCAUGUGUCUUCCAUUUAUAAAACUAUUUUUAUCCAAGAUCACAUGAAAACCUCAAAACAAAUGUCUUUAUUAGGCUUAGCAGCAGUCUUUCACCUUUCCCUGAAAUAAGACCUUGGCAGCACUGGAAAUGUCUUUGGUUUGAAGGACUGGCAAAAAACUGAGUAUGGCACCAGCGGCUGUUCUGCAGAAAAUACCUGGGUGGAAGAAGACAUCUAACAGAUAUAGAAGAGCCUGAAGUUUCAAAGGAACAGCAUUUUCAUAGGAAAGCUAUUAACAGCUGCAUGAUAGGCCAGCUGUAUGAAACUCCCAACGUAGGGCUCUUUCUCAUCAGCUGCGAGCAAUAGCUGUCCUACGGCAACCCCUGUCUAUAUCCAGCAUGUGAUACUCUGUGCUAAAACAAUCCAUAAAAAUGUCACAUUCCAUGAUCUCAAUAAAUUAUGCAAAUAAAGUAAAAAUCUGUAUAUAUUCUUGUUUUUGAUGAUUUAUUUGGCUUUUGUUCUUUGUGCAAAGGCACUAAGCACAUGCCACAACUGCUGUAUCCUGCUCAGCCCCCUGUGACUUCUAAGAAGUUACUAGGCACCUCUCAAACCCUCCACGUUUAUUAGAGUUUCUCUGCAGCCAUGAAGACCAGAAACUUGUUUUGAAAAGAAUUAAAUUAAAAUAAAUAAAAGUUAGAAAUACUGAAUCUUAGGAUGCUGAUUUUUGUGCCAGAUAAUAAAUCCUGUGUUAGCACAGUUAUUGCAUAGACACAGUCCUGAAUUGCACCUUCAGACAGCCCUGUCAAAAUGAAGCUAGAUUCCCUUGUUUCAUUCAGGGGCCACUGCUGUGUAGGCCUCGUUGUGCUUGUGUUCCACUGUAACCCCCAUCUCAUCAUCCAGAAAUGUGGAUAGGAGAGAGUUAAAAGGCAAACAGAAAGAAAGUACAACUCUGCCUCCAGCUCCUUGGGUUUGUCAUUAUAUAAAAAACAACACUAUUCACAUAUUCUUCUAAAUCAAUAUUUUCUGAACACUUUCAGAUGCUGAAUACUUAAUAAAAUAUAUAAUAAUUAUUAUAUAUAAUAACUGAGUCCAUGUUCUCUGUGGCACUUGACACUGCGGAACAGCGAAACACAGAAUGCUAGCCAACACACAUUUUUGUAGCUUUUAGAAGCUAUCACAAGUUCUGACACCACAAGCCCCCUUCCACUUUGGACCAGCUUCUGAUACACAGCUACAUUCAAGUGAGGCGGUUCCUAAGCCGCUCCCAGCUCGUGUGCUUGUGGGAAGCAUGCCACCAAACAUUCCAUGGCGGCAGCACAGGUAAGGACAGAGAUGCAGAUGUAGGUUGCACAGCUGCUAGAAGCAUCAAUCCAAAGAAGAAUCUAUCCAGAUAAAAGCAACUGACGUCCCUGCCUUGCUCCUCAAACACCGACUGCCUCUCUAGGCAAAUAAGACAGCUGUGGCAGCAUUUAUUUGGAGCUGCUGCUCGGAUAAGGGCCACAGCACAGCAUCCUCCCAAGGAGAAAAUGCUAAAAGCCAAGGAAGAAGUACUGUUUCUGGGGAGGGCAAUUCAGUAUGGGAGCUGUGCAAAGUGAUGCUGGAGCAGCUCUUCAGCUGAGGGUCUCUGCCGGGCUUCUACAAAGAUCCGCUUUAUAAAGUCCCGGCAAGUUUCUGAAAUGUGGGAAGGCAGCUGGGGGUUAGUUGGCUGUGUGGCAAUCUUGAAAAUGGCUGCCAUGGCUUCAUACUCUGCCCAGGGUGGCUUCUCUGUUAGCAUCUCCACAACAGUACAGGCAAGGCUCCUGGGGAUGGGAGAACAUAGAAUUCAAUUAUCUGUAUUAGAAAACGAAAAGGCAGUGCUGGAGUUUCUUGUGGCAGUUCCCGUGACACCCACACAACGGGCACAAUUGAGAUAAAUUAAGGAGGAGAAGCAGAAUUAGCCUGUUGCAACCUAAAAAAAACAGCAAGGAAGCUUGUGGCACCUUACUAACAAAUAUAUUGGGGCAUAAGCUUUUGUGGAUCAUUUAGAAGGAUCAGGACAUAGAGGGCUGAAUAGAUAACCAAUAUCAAACAAAGCUGAAAAUGAAAGUGACUCAGAAGCCAGAUUAUUUUAAAAUUCUUCAUCUCUUUGGCCAAGUCAAACUACGCCAGAUCCAACUUUCAAUUCUGAAUGAAGCUAGAGAAAAUGACAAAUAUUCUUACAACAUAACUCAACUGGAGAAACAGCUUUGUCUGGAGAUCAACUGAACUCACACAACUCAUUUUAUUCCUACAGUACAC
Messenger RNA from Podarcis lilfordi (Lilford's wall lizard), 25224 nucleotides. Lineage: Eukaryota; Metazoa; Chordata; Lepidosauria; Squamata; Lacertidae. The record is from the annotation of a GenBank genome assembly.